Nothobranchius furzeri (turquoise killifish) is the source of this 849-nucleotide messenger RNA. It is a transcript of the gene arpc3, whose product is annotated as actin related protein 2/3 complex, subunit 3. Gene Ontology annotation, cellular component: cytoskeleton; Arp2/3 protein complex. The record is from RefSeq and is a predicted model, not a curated record. Gene Ontology annotation, biological process: Arp2/3 complex-mediated actin nucleation; regulation of actin filament polymerization. NCBI's taxonomy places the organism in Eukaryota, Metazoa, Chordata, Actinopteri, Cyprinodontiformes, Nothobranchiidae. Gene Ontology annotation, molecular function: actin filament binding.
CCCCAGUGGCCGCUAUGUCACACGACACGUGUUCACUUCCGGUAAAGCUACAGGGUGGGAAGGCGGAAGCAGCGUCUGGGGGUGCACGGAUAUUUGUCUUGCUGAGCAGUUGGAUUGAUAUCUUUCAUUCAACAUGCCGGCGUAUCAUUCAAGCUUGAUGAUCCCCGAUACAAGGCUAGUGGGGAACAUGGCCUUGCUCCCCGUUAAAACUCAAUUUAAAGGACCAGCCAGAGGAGACGGGCUAGAUUCUGAUAUUAUUGAAGAAGCGAUCUACUACUUCAAAGCCAACGUCUUCUUUAAGAAUUAUGAAAUCAAGAAUGAGGCAGACAGGACCCUGAUCUACAUCACACUCUACAUUUCUGAGUGUCUGAAGAAGCUACAGAAGUGCAGCUCCAGGAAUCAAGGAGAGAAGGAGAUGUACACUCUAGGCAUCACAAAUUUCCCCAUCCCUGGAGAGCCUGGCUUCCCUCUUAAUGCCAUGUAUGUGAAGCCCUCAAACAAGCAGGAGGAAGAGACCAUGAGGGCGUAUCUGCAGCAGCUCCGUCAGGAGACCGGCUUAAGGCUAUGUGAGCGUGUGUUUGACCCCCAGACAGACAAACCCAGCAAGUGGUGGCUGUGCUUUGUCAAGAAGCAGUUCAUGAACAAAAGCCUGUCUGCUCCUGGACAGUGAAGCUGGAGCAGCCCAGAUUAUUUUUGUUCUCCUGGUGGAUGGAUAUAAGAGAGAAAUAAUCUGCUUUUCUCUCAAGAUUUUAUACUGUUUAAGUUCAAAUAUAUGUCUUCACUUGUUUGGAUUUCAGUUGUAUUAAGCUGGUGCUUAGUUCAAUAAAAUAUUACAAAGAUCCCAAAAAA